GGCACCUGUGCAUGUACACCACCUGACGUUGUCUGCAAUGGGAAAUGUGGCCCAUUCCCUGAUGGAUGUCCUGCAGCAACCCCGACACAAGACAAAAUAUUCAGGUCUUUCAGACGCACACUAUGCGGUGCGUACGCACCUCGUGGGAGGCGCUUGAUGGAAUGCAUUGAUACGCAGAGAAACUUGGAAAGCUGUGGCGGAUGUUUACACCCUCUUCACGCCACGUUUGACCAAAGCUCUAUGAAGAGGCAAGGUUCCAUUGGGGUGGAUUGCACCGCGCUGGAGGGUGUCGAGGAUGUGAGAUGCUCUGCCGGUCGUUGCGUCGUUUUAACUUGCGAAUCUGGCUGGACGGUUGCACCUUCAGGCGACCACUGU
Fomitiporia mediterranea MF3/22 is the source of this 375-nucleotide messenger RNA. RefSeq lists its product as uncharacterized. The annotation marks the transcript as partial. The record is from RefSeq and is a predicted model, not a curated record. The transcript has 2 exons. NCBI's taxonomy places the organism in Eukaryota, Fungi, Basidiomycota, Agaricomycetes, Hymenochaetales, Hymenochaetaceae.